Messenger RNA from Capsicum annuum, 2628 nucleotides. Its product is annotated as probable myosin-binding protein 5. NCBI's taxonomy places the organism in Eukaryota, Viridiplantae, Streptophyta, Magnoliopsida, Solanales, Solanaceae. The coding region runs from base 212 to 2011 and encodes 599 amino acids. The transcript is spliced from 5 exons. The record is from RefSeq and is a predicted model, not a curated record. Gene Ontology annotation, molecular function: myosin binding.
UUUGAAGUUUUGCAUUAGGGAAAAUCUUCGUUCUUCCUUUUUUUCACAGAUACUAGACAAAAACUAAGAGUACGAUCAUGAUCUUGGCUUUACUUUAGCCACCAAGAUCAUGAUCUAUCUCAUUUCAUUUCUUGUUUUUGGAUCAUCAAUCUUUGUCUUGAAUUUCGUUAGGGGUGUUUGUAAUUAGACAAAAAAAAUUAAGGUAAAAAGAAUGGCUUCGCGAUCUUUCAAGCAUUUGGUUGAACAAAAGUUAGGGACAGUUGGGUUUUUCAUUGUAUAUGCGGUUCUUGAAUGGGUGAUGAUCAUUAUUCUUUUCAUUGAUGGCUUUCUUGCACUUUUCACCAAUGAAUUUGCCAAGUUCUUUGAAAUGAAAGUCCCCUGCUUGCUCUGCACCAGGAUCGAUCAUAUUUUUGUUCAGAGGAACUCCAGUUUCUAUUACAAUGAUUCCAUUUGUGAGGGUCACAAGAAGGACAUCUCCUCCCUCGCAUAUUGUCAUGUCCACAAGAAGCUUUCUGAUAUAAGGAACAUGUGUGAAGGCUGUCUUCUCUCUUUUGCAACAGAGAAAGAUUCUGAUUGUGAUAAGUACAAGUCAUUAGUUGGGAUUUUGCACAAGGACAUUGAUUGUUUUAUGGAUGAUGAACAGAGAAUGUUGAUAAAAUCACUGAAGAAUGAAGAAGAGGUGAUCAAAGCUGGAAUUGAUGUCGUUCAGAACUGUUCUUGUUGUGGGGAGCGUCUGAAGUUGAGCACUAAAUAUGCCAGGAACCUAUCCAUAAAUGGAAAUCGUUUUUCUCAAGCUCCUGCCUCAUCUCCUCGCUCUCCCUUAACGUGGAAAAAUGAGGGAUCAAGCAGUAUGGAGAUGCCUCAUAUCCAGUACACAAAGCUCAAGUUUACCUCAGAUAAUGAAUCGGUUCUUCCAGAUGAUGAGGGUCACCAGAAUGCAGCAGGUACAGAGGAUAUUAAAGCUGCUACUGUCCCGCUGCUACCAGAUCCCGAGGACAUACAUGAUGAAUCUUGCAAAACCCCAAGUUCUGCAAGAAACAAGUUCUUUGGGAUUCCAUUGACAGACUCUGCUCAAGCCAGUCCUAAGUGGCCUUAUAAGCCCAGAAAAUUGGGUGGUGAUAAGAGUGAAUUCUUCUCAGAUGCUAAUGACACAAGUGUAGUAAACGAAGCGGAUGAUGACAUCUUGCAUAGCUUGAAGAGACAGGUUCGUCUGGACAGAAAGUCUCUCAUGGAAUUAUACAUGGAAUUGGAUGAAGAAAGAAGUGCCUCUGCUGUUGCAGCAAACAAUGCCAUGGCCAUGAUCACACGUUUGCAAGCAGAGAAGGCUGCUGUACAAAUGGAAGCCCUGCAGUAUCAGAGAAUGAUGGAAGAGCAGGCAGAAUAUGACCAAGAGGCCUUGCAAGUCAUGAAAGACUUGGUUAUGAAGAGAGAGGAAGAGAUAAAGGUCUUGGAGGCUGAACUCGAUACCUACAGGGAGAGAUACGGAAUUAUCAAAAAAGUCGGUAGUGAGGUCUGUGAAGUUGAUGCAGAUGAUGAUUAUCAAGAGUUGAGAUCUCAGUCUGCAUCAUCCUAUGAUGAAAGAUCUGACUGUGGCAGCCCUCGUGAAGUAGAUCAGAAUGGAGUAAGCAAGUUCCAUAUUGAACAUCCCGGGGAAUACAGAGAGGGAAAUGCCGAUGAAUCAAACCUUGAUUUUGAGAAAGAGAAAUCUCAUCUGCAGGGUUUGUUAGCAAACCUUGAAAAGAAGAUAAAAAUGCCUCCUGAUGUUGAAUCUCAUGUGCCAGAAUCAAAUGUGAUUCAAGAGAAAGGAAAUGACAAUAAGGCUACACUUACAAGAGAAGUGUCUCUACUUAGAGAGAGAUUGAGAGCUGUUGAAGCAGAAAGUGGCUUCUUGAAACACGCCGCCAUGACAUUACAGAGGGGUGGAGAAGGGACAAAACUCUUGACUGAGAUUGCUCAACAUCUGCGGGAGCUUAGAAACGCUGAUACAGCAACAGGGGUUGCACAUGCAUGACUCUUAUCCAAAAGAGUUCCCUCAUCACCGGAAGCUUAAUGCUCCUAGAAGUCUGCAGAAGAUUGCUGACUGUUUUUUGUGAUUGCGCUCUUAAGGGCCUGGUUACCAAGAUGAUGCAACAACUAACUUGAAUAUUUCAUAGGUCAUUGAAUUUGAGAACAUACGUGUACCCAUUCAUCAUUCCCCCUCUGCUGUUCUUCUUCCACAUUUAGGAUGUACAGUCUUGGAAGGAGCCCUGAAGGGUUCAGCUUUGGCAUUUACUCGGAGCUUUACUUCUCAUUACCCAGAGCCUUGAGGUCCUUCAGGUGAAAUUGGCUUGGAACCAGGUAACUUUGAAAUAAUCCAGCAAAAGGCAUUAUGGACUCACAGGAGUAUUACUAUGAGAAACGAAGAAAUAGUUUUUGUUAAAUGUAAAUGCAUCUAGAUGUUUAUACAUUUGUAAUAUAGUACCUACCUUAAACCAUCUAUUUCAGACUUGUUUCAACAGAUGCUAUGACAGGAAUUUCACUGACAGCAGUUGUAUACAUGCUCGUUUAGAAGAUAAUGUAAUUUAGACGUUAAUAAAACGAGCACAGUAGAAGGUGAGAAUGAGCAUAAAAAUGGUCCUAAUUCUCUCA